AUGAAACUUCACUUAAGCUCUGAGCAUUUAGCAGAUGAUAUUAAAUUUAGUUCAAAUGAAAAUAGUGAUCAAGAUAAGAAUGAAGGGAUAGAUAAGAAGCAAGGUUUGGAUGAAUACACAUCCUCUGCAUAUUCAACUUUGGCCAAACUGAAUAGUAAUGAGAAUGAAAGUAAGAAUAGUGAUGAUGGUGGAGGUGGUAAUAAUGGUGAAAAAGAACACUUUGAACUUGAUAAUGCAGUUUAUGAAUAUUUUGUAAGACUUUAUGAUGGUUAUAGAAAGUUGAAAUCAUUUUCACUUUUCUAUUAUAGUAGAUAUCAAAAAUAUAAACAAUUAGUUGAUGAUGAAGAUAAAGAUAAUGAAAAAUUGAUUAUGGUGAGUAAAUUUAUUUUAGAGGCAUGUGGCAGAUUACAAUUAAGUAAGGAAGAAAAAAAAAAUUAUCCUAAUAUUCCUACAGAAGCAUGCUGUUAUUUAAAACCUGCAAAAUUUCCUGGUGCAAUAGCUGUCUUCACUUUUGACAACAGUAUGAAUCAUAUAGCAUUUGCAGAUGAUGCCUUUAUAUUAACAAAAAGAGCAAAAAAUAGUAUUCAAGAAGGAUUACCCUGA
Molecule: messenger RNA, 603 nt
Organism: Cetraspora pellucida
Lineage: Eukaryota; Fungi; Glomeromycota; Glomeromycetes; Diversisporales; Gigasporaceae
Source: the annotation of a GenBank genome assembly